Pestalotiopsis fici W106-1 is the source of this 1800-nucleotide messenger RNA. RefSeq lists its product as uncharacterized. The record is from RefSeq and is a predicted model, not a curated record. Bases 1 to 1800 code for a protein of 599 amino acids. Lineage: Eukaryota; Fungi; Ascomycota; Sordariomycetes; Amphisphaeriales; Sporocadaceae. Gene Ontology annotation, molecular function: dipeptidyl-peptidase activity. The transcript is spliced from 7 exons.
AUGAGCGGACCAAAGCUUGAGCAUGGGGGAUUCCCCAUCCCAUGGACUCCUACCGUCCGACCCGAAGACGAGACAAAUAUGUAUCCAUACAGGAAGCAGGUUCCGAGUACCAGAAACCUACCUGUCGGCUGGACGUUUGCACCGGGCAGACGACCUUUUCACCAAGAAACCGUAUUCGAUGAAGCGGUUGAGAUACCAAUGCGAGACGGAGCAAAGAUUUACUGUGACAUAUUCAGACCCGUUACGGACGAAAAGGUCCCUGCUAUACUGGCAGUAAGCCCGUAUGGCAAAAAUGGACAUGGCUUCCGUAUCUUUGACAACAUUCCGUUUCGACUUGGACUACCAGAGAGUGCCACCUCUGGGCUAGAAAAGUUUGAAGGCCCUGACCCUGUUGAAUGGUGCCCUCGAGGAUAUGCCAUUGUCAACGUAGACAUCCGAGGUUCCUGGGAUAGUGAAGGUAACCUCUAUAUCGAAGGAAGUCAAAUGGGUAUCGAUGGCUACGACACGGUCGAAUUCAUUGCAGCACAGCCAUGGUGCAAUGGUGCUGUCAGCAUGUGUGGAAAUUCCUGGCUAGCAACAGAGCAGUGGGCGACUGCCAUCCAAAAGCCGCCUUCGCUCAAGUGUAUUGCACCUUGGGAGGCGUUUACAGACAAGUAUCGCGACCUCAUUUGCCGUGGCGGUGUCCCCAAGACGAAUUUCGCUUCAUUCAUCUUCAAUAAGACGAUUCGUGGCAGAAACCUCCGGGAAGACAUUGGUGCGGCGCUCACCGAGUGGCCCCUGUUCAAUGGCUACUGGGAGGACAAGGUUUACGACACCAAAGAUCUCACCUUGCCUAUAUAUGCGCUCGUGAGCUACUCAUCGGGCAACCACGGCUCCGGGACCGUGCGAGGCUUCAAUAGGGCAGCCUCCAAGGACAAGUGGAUUCGCUUUCAUCCGACUCAGGAGUGGUUUGACCUUUACACUCCGCGAUACAUCGAUGACCUGCAGCGUUUCUAUGAUCGGUAUUUGAAGAACAUUGACAAUGGGUGGGAGCAGACCCCUAAAGCCAGGGUGUCCAUUCUCACUUAUGGAAACCGUUUCGAGCCUGGUCCAAUGUGGGACGUCCCUUUCGCUGACUAUCCCGUCCCCUCGACGGAAUAUCGUGCACUCUACCUUCAAGAUGCCGGAAAACUGGCUACUUCAUCGCAAGCCAAGGAGAGCUCCGUCGCACAUUAUGCAGACAGCUACCAGGCCAAGCCAUCUGAAUUUCAAUUGACAUUUGACAAAGCUACAACCCUUGUUGGCCAUUCCAAAGCAGUGUUGUGGAUGUCCUGCAGAGACAAGGACGACAUGGACGUCUAUGUCUCCAUCCGCAAGCUGAGCACGAGUGGCGAGGUGCUCGAACACGUCAAUGUUCCGUGGGAAAAGUUGCCCGAAGGCGUCAACACUCAAUACGACGUUCCCAUGGCGCAGACAGUCAAGUACACCGGACCGACUGGCAUCCUUCGGGCCUCACACCGAGCCCAGAUUCCAGAACGAAGCACUCCCAUGAUCCCGUACCACCCACACGAUAGGGAGGAGAAAGUUACGCCGGGUGAUGUUGUCAAGCUGGAGAUCUCGCUCUGGCCCAUGGGCAUCCACUUUGAAGCUGGGGAGAGCCUGCUAUUCCGUAUUCAGGGCUUUAUUGACACGAGCUCUGAUUUCCCGAGUCACAUUGACAAGAAGCUCGAUAAUCUGAACGAGGGUCAGCAUAUUAUCCAUUUUGGUGGCAAGUAUGAUUCGAGCAUCAUUGUGCCUGUUGUUCCAUUGCCAUCUCAAUAG